Salpingoeca rosetta is the source of this 2104-nucleotide messenger RNA. Its product is annotated as GMP synthase. Lineage: Eukaryota; Choanoflagellata; Craspedida; Salpingoecidae. Gene Ontology annotation, biological process: GMP biosynthetic process. The record is from RefSeq and is a predicted model, not a curated record. The transcript is spliced from 16 exons. Gene Ontology annotation, molecular function: GMP synthase (glutamine-hydrolyzing) activity; ATP binding; GMP synthase activity. Gene Ontology annotation, cellular component: cytosol. The coding region runs from base 116 to 2104 and encodes 662 amino acids.
GCAACCACCACUGCGCACACAACUCAAACGAAGACCACCACCCCAAAGCAGCCACCACGUGGGUUGUUGACCUUGGAACGCAGUCGCGCAAACAACAACAAACAAACAAACGACCAUGGAGACCGUGCUUGUUCUUGACGCUGGCGCACAAUAUGGCAAGCUGAUUGACCGCGUUGUACGUGAGCUCAAAGUGAAGACUGAGCUCUUGCCAUUGGGCACCUCGGCGGCCACCAUCAAAGGCGGAAACUACAAAGGAAUCAUCAUCUCAGGCGGCCCAGGCAGCGUGUACGCCGCCGAUGCUCCGUCCUUUGAUGAGAACAUCUUCCACCUCGGCAUUCCAGUGCUGGGCAUCUGCUAUGGCAUGCAGCUUGCGAACAAGACGUUUGGUGGGAGCGUGCACCGCAAGUCCGAGCGCGAGGACGGCCAGUAUGAGAUUCAGGUGGAAACCGACAGCCGUCUGUUUGCUGGCCUCGAUGCCACCCAGCCCGUGCUGCUGACCCACGGCGACUCGCUCGACCAGGUUGCCCCUGGGUUUCGCACCAUCGCCAAAUCAGGCUCCAUUAUCGCAGGCAUUGAGAAUGAGGAGAAGCGCAUUUAUGCUGUGCAGUUCCACCCGGAGGUUCAGCUCUCCGUUAACGGCCGCGCCAUGAUCAAGAACUUCCUCAUCGACAUCUGCGGCUGCAGCGGCACCUUUACGAUUGAGAACCGCGAGGAAAAGGCAAUUGACGAGAUCCGCCGCCUUGUUGGCAAGAAAUCCGUGCUGGUGAUGGUGAGCGGCGGCGUGGACUCGGCAGUGUGCGCUGCCCUGCUCAACAAAGCACUUGGCCCACAGCGCGUCAUUGCACUGCACAUUGACAACGGCUUCAUGCGUCUGGACGAGAGCAAGCAAGUGAAAGUGUCGCUGGAGCGUCUUGGUCUGCCACUGCAUGUCAUCGACGCGUCGGAGGACUUCUACAACGGCACCACCACCAUCACCCGCAAGGACAAAUCCGAAUACGAAACAGCGCCGCUGAAGGAAGUGACGGCCCCUGAGGAGAAGCGGAAGAUUAUCGGGGACACGUUCAUCAAGGUCGCCGAGCGGGCCAUGCAGCAGCUCGGUAUCAAGUCUGAUGACGUCUACCUUGCACAGGGCACCCUCAGGCCAGACCUCAUUGAGAGCGCGUCCGCCCUCGCCAGCUCGUCUGCGGAUGCAAUCAAGACGCACCACAACGACACGGCGCUGGUGCGUAAGCUUCGCGAGCAAGGAAAGGUCGUGGAGCCGCUCAAGGACUACCACAAGGACGAGGUGCGCCAGCUCGGCCUUGAGCUCGGCCUCGCCGAAGACAUUGUGCAGCGCCAGCCCUUCCCAGGUCCUGGUCUUGCGAUCCGCGUCAUCUGCGCGCGGGAGCCGUACAUCUGCUCGGACUUUGAUCGGACGCAGCAGUUGGUGCAGGCGCUGCUGGGCCAGCCGUGCUCGGACGCAGAGGCUGCCGCCGUCGCUCAGGCCGCCAUGGAGCAGGCAGACCCAGACGGUUCUCUGCGUGAGCAUUCCAAGUCCUACUCUGCAUCACUUCUCCCCAUCCAGACCGUUGGCGUCCAGGGUGACGGACGCACAUACUCGUACGUCGUUGCGCUGUCGUGCACGGGCUCGCCGGAGUGGCCGCUGCUGCUGAAGCUUGCCAAGGUGAUCCCGCGUGUGUGCCAUCGCAUCAACCGCGUCGUGUACAUGUGGGGCGAGCCCGUCACGGGCCCUGUCCGCAGCAUCACCCCCACGCUCCUCCUCCCAGACGUCCUUCACGACCUGCGCAAGGUGUGUGUGUGUGUGUGUGUGUGUGUGUGUGUGUGUGUGUGUGUGUGUGUGUGUGUGCGAGUCCCUGUUGUCUGCGUCCCCGUUGAUCCGGACACGGGCAGCGCUGACGCGUCGUCGUCGCCCGCGCGCCGCAGCAUCGCCAUCCGCACGUUCCUCACCUCGGACUUUAUGACUGGCGUACCCGCCACCCCAGGCAACGAGAUGCCUGUGGAUGUGCUGCAGUCGAUGGUUGACCAGAUCUCCGCCCUCGGCCACGUCUCCCGCGUCAUGUACGACUUGACUGCAAAGCCACCAGGCACAACGGAGUGGGAGUAA